AUGGACUCACUCAUAGCAGCACAAGGAGGAUUAGGACAGAGAGUCCAUCAUGCAGACAAUACUCCAGUCACCAAUGAGCUGGGGGCAGCUCUCACUCCUCUGACCCUUUGUCCUUCCCCAGGAGGCUGGGCGCCUGUGCAGCUGGUAGGCACCCCUGGGAGGUGUGCUGGCCGUGUGGAAGUUUUCUAUCAAGGAGUCUGGGGCACUGUGUGUGAUGACCUCUGGGACCUUUCGGCAGCAAACAUCAUCUGCAGGCAGCUGGAGUGUGGCCGGGCCAUUUCAGCCCCAGGCGAGGCCCACUUUGGGGAAGGUUCUGGGAAGAUUCUCCUUGACAAUGUGCACUGCAGAGGCCAUGAGCAGCACCUUGGGCAAUGUUCUCAUGCUGGCUGGUUCUCCCACAACUGUGGCCACCAGGAAGAUGCCAGCGUGAUCUGUUCAGAUGCUGAAUAUUCCACCGUCACACCGACAGGUCACCCCUUGACUGCCGUGGCAGAGACAAUGGCCACAGAAAAUUCUCAGUGUGGUGGCAUUAUUAGUCACUCAUCUGGAAGCAUUAGGAAUCCCCCAAAGAAUGAAAUGCAUGACAACAUGACCUGCGUGUGGGAAAUCAAGGCAAACACUUCUGAUCGUAUACGGUUGGCACUUCCAUGUCUUGACCUUGACUGCACCAAUGAAUACAUCGAAAUCCUAGAUGGUCCCCCAGCUUCAGCAAAGUCCCUGGGGAAGACCUGUUCUGGUUCCCACCUCACCUACGAGGCCUUCUCCGGCUCAGUGACCCUUGUGUAUUUCCGAAGCUCCAACGACAUAGGGAAGCACUUCACUGCUUAUUAUUAUUCUGCAAACAAAGCCAUCCCCACAUCGACGCCCAAGUCAGGAACAGCAAGACCAGGUGACUGGCCAGAACUACGGCUGGUGGGCGGCUCCGGACGGUGCUCAGGACGUGUGGAGGUCCUCCACCAGGGGGCCUGGGGCACCGUGUGUGACGACCUGUGGGACCUGAAUGAAGCCGAGGUCGUGUGCCGCCAGUUGCGCUGUGGGCAGGCCGUGUCUGCCCUUGGGAAGGCCCACUUUGGCCCAGGCUCAGGAGACAUCUUCCUGGACAACCUCCAAUGUGCCGGGGUGGAGCGCCACCUGGGCCAGUGUGCCCACUCAGGCUGGUCGGAGCACAACUGCGGCCACCACGAGGACGCCAGCGUCAUCUGCUCAGAUGCAGCAGAUGUGCCUCCGCCCACACCUCAAGGAGGAGGUAACUCCUGUGGAGGGGUCAUUUCUAGUCUCUCUGGCUCAUUUUCUAGUCCACAGUAUCCAGAAAACUAUCCAACAGACAUCCAGUGUGUUUGGGAAAUUCAUGUGGAUAAAAAAUUCCGCAUAGAGCUCACGAUUCCAAGUUUGAAUCUGGAAGAUAUCCUUGGCUGUCCCUAUGACUCAGUGGAGAUCUUCGAUGGCCCCAGGAUUGCCUCGCUGUCCAUGGGGAAGUUCUGUGCCCCAGGAGCUGUGUUAUUUUUCUCCUCCUCAAACAUCAUGACAGUGGUGUUCCGGAGCGAUUCUAUGAUAACCAAUACCGGCUUUCAAGCUCUGUUCAAUGUGAUCACACACGGUGAAAGGGAGUCAGAAGAUGGACCAGUACUGCGGCUGGUGGGCGGCUCUGGAAGGUGCUCAGGACGAGUGGAGAUCUUCCACCAAGGGUCCUGGGGUACCGUGUGUGAUGACCUGUGGGACCUGAAUGAAGCCAAGGUUGUGUGCAGACAGCUGGAGUGUGGACAGGCCAUUGCUGCUCCUGGAAAGGCCCACUUCGGCCCAGGCUCUGGAGACAUCCUCCUGGACAACAUCCAGUGUGCAGGAAGUGAGAGCCACCUUGGCCAGUGCCCCAGCUCCGGCUGGUCAGACCACAACUGUGGCCAUCAUGAGGAUGCUGGUGUCAUCUGCUCAGGCCAACCAUGGGUCUCUCUUGCUCCCACAGGAGGAAGCAACUCUUGCGGGGGAGUCCUGUCAAGCCCCUCAGGCUCCUUCUCCAGUCCUUGGUAUCCUACAAACUACCCCACUGAUGUGGAGUGUGUCUGGGUGAUACACGUGCCUGAGAAGUUCCGCAUACAGCUGUCCAUCCCGAGCCUGAGACUAGAGGACGUCUAUGGGUGUCCUUACGACUUUGUGGAAGUGUUUGAUGGACGGCAAGCUGCCCCCCUGUCCAUGGGCAGAUUCUGUGCUGGGGCAGAGCUCACAUUCCUCUCCUCUUCCAAUGUCAUGACCGUCAAGUUCAGAAGUGACGCCAUGAUCACCAACACAGGGUUUUACGCCCUGUACAACGCUGUUCCGCAAGACGGAAGGGAGAGUGGGAUGUCCCUGAGACUGGUCAACGGCAGCCACAGGUGUGAGGGCCGGGUGGAGGUCUUCUACAACGGCACCUGGGGCACGGUGUGCGAUGACAGCUGGGACCUGAGUGACGCCAGGGUGGUGUGCCAGCAGCUGGGCUGCGGCCAGGCCCUCUCGGCCCCGGCUCAGAACUACUUUGACGGCGGCACUGGUCACAUCAUGCUGGACGACGUGCAGUGCACGGGGCACGAGGCCGAGGUGUGGCAGUGUGCACACAACGGGUGGCUCUCCCACAACUGUGGGCACCAUGAGGAUGCCAGCGCCGUCUGCUCCGGUAUUGAUGGCAACCCAAAGGGAGGACCAACAGGUGUCACUGAUGACAAUCCCUCUACAGAUGAAAACUUCCGCUGUGGUGGUUUGCUCACAAAUAAUUCAGGCUCCUUCUCCAGUCCUUGGUUUCCUAAAAAAUACCCCACGAACGUGGUGUGUGCCUGGGACAUACAAGUGGAUACCAGGGCUCACGUCAGACUUACAUUUGAAGUGGUCAAAAUGGAAAAUUUCUAUGGCUGUCCUUACGACUUCAUCGAAAUCUUCGAUGGCCCACAAAGUGAAUCUUUCUCCCUGGGGAGGUUCUGUUCAGGGACUACCCCAGUAUUUACCUCUUCCUCAAAUCGCAUGACCGUGGUGUUCCACAGCGACGCGAUUGUCACCAACAUGGGCUUCCAUGCAUCUUAUGAGUCUCUGGUUUAUAAUGAGAACGACACGGAUGUGGUCCUGAGGCUGGCCAACGGCAGUCACCCUUGCGAGGGCCGGGUGGAGCUGCAUUUCAACGGCAGCUGGGGCACCGUGUGUGACGACAGCUGGGACCUACUUGACGUCCAGGUGGUGUGCAGGCAGCUGGGCUGUGGCGAGGCCCUUGCGGCCCCUGGGCGGGCACAUUUCAAGCGAGGUCUGGGUCCCAUCGCCCUGGACAAUGUGGAGUGCAUGGGGACAGAAGCCAGGCUGUGGCAGUGCCUGCACAGCGGCUGGUUCACCCACAACUGUGGCCACCAUGAGGACGCUGGCGCCAUCUGCUCAGGUUUCUGCAGAUUAAUUCAGCUGUUGGACUCACAAGUCCCCAACUAUCUCUUCAGCCUUCUGGGUUUGACUGGGAAAAAGCAAAUUGACCUAUCAGCUAUGAAGGCUAGGAUGAAGGGGAAUGGGGUGGAGGUGCUGGAAGGUCUGGGCCUGCGGCUGGCAAAUGGGUCAAGCAGGUGUGAGGGCCGAGUGGAGGUCUUCCACAGCAACACCUGGGGCACUGUGUGUGACGACGGCUGGUCCAUCGAGGAGGCCUACGUGGUCUGCAGACAGCUCGGCUGUGGCCUGGCUUUAUCUGCCCUCCCAGGGGGCAGCUUCAGUCCCGGGUCAGGCAGCAUCCUCCUCGAUGAUGUCCACUGCACAGGCAGGGAGGCCUCCCUGGAACAGUGCCCUCAUGGCAGUUGGUUCGCCCACAACUGUGGGCACCAUGAAGACGCUGGCGUCAUCUGCUCAGAUUCUGCAGCUGCUGGGCAUCCAGUUUCUUCAAGUCCUCGGGAUCAUCCACAUAUUUUCCAUCCAAUAGAUCUGCUGAUGGUGAGGCUGGUCAACGGGAAGAACCAGUGCGAGGGCCGCGUGGAGGUCUACCACAACGGCACCUGGGGGUCUGUGUGCGACGACCUCUGGAGCCUGCCCGCUGCCCAGGUGGUGUGCCGGCAGGUGGGCUGUGGGGCAGCCCUGGCAGCCCCCAGGAGUGGUCUGUUUGGCCACGGUUCUGGCCCCAUCUUCCUAGACGACGUAAGGUGUACAGGCAACGAGAGCAACCUGGGACAGUGCCACCACCUUGGACUGUCUGUGCAUAACUGUGGGCACCAAGAGGACGCAGGCGCUGUCUGCUCAGCUGUGGAAGCAGCCCCAGCUUUGGCAGGCGUGGCUCCUGCAGUUGACCUGUCCAUCAUCAGGUUGGCGGGUGGGAGGAGCCGAUGUGAAGGGCGUGUUGAAGUCCAGCACAAUGGCACCUGGGGCACCGUGUGCGACGACCUGUGGAGCAUCGACGCCGCCCAGGUGGUGUGCCGGCAGCUGGGCUGCGGGGAGGGUGUCCGAGCUCUGGGGAGCGGCCACUUCGGGCAGGGCCUGGGGAGCAUCCUCCUGGACGACGUGCAGUGCCGAGGCACUGAGACCUCACUAGGCCAGUGCCGACACCUGGGCUUGUCCGUCCACAACUGUGGCCACCACGAGGACGCCGGGGUCAUCUGCUCAGGUACUCGCUCUCGCCUUUCUCCUGAAAUCGACAGAGCUGUGGUUCUUGUCUUCAAGGACUUCCCAGACUCCAGCUUCCAUCUCAACCGCUGUGACCUCUAUGCCAGAUAUUUCUUCACCCUCAGAAGACACAACCUCUUCAACUGGGGACUCAUUUUAAGGAUUUUUGUUUGUUUUUUUACAGUUACAAUCUCAGUUGAAGAAGAAAUGGUCCCUUUACCUGACCGCGCGCUGCGCUUGGCGGGCGGACGCGGCCGCUGCGAGGGCCGGCUGGAGGUGCGGCACCAGGGCGCGUGGGGCACGGUGUGCGACGACCACUGGAACAUCAAGAACGCCCGCGUCGUGUGCCGCCUUCUGGGCUGCGGCCGCGCGCUGGGCGCCCCAGGCCGCGGCCGCUUCGGCCCGGGCACCGGGCCCAUCCUGCUGGAUGACGUGCGCUGUGCAGGCCACGAGGACUCGCUGGAAAGCUGCGCGCACGCGGGCUGGGCGCGACACAACUGCAGGCACAGCGAGGACGCUGGCGUGCUCUGCGCAGGUACCUCUGACUCUGCUGUGCCCAAGGAAAAUGCCCGGCUCUCCUGCUUGCCUCACCUCUUCCGAGCUGUCAUAGACCGAGGCUAUCUCCGGAGACUGGGCUACUCCUCCUGGGACGUCCACUUAAAUGAUGAUCUGUGUCGCCCACAAGUCACUGGGCGCUACCUGAUCUUCAACAUUCCAUAUGGCCACUGUGGCACUGUCCGGCAGGAACACCUCGGCUCCCUCAGCUACUCCAACUCCAUCAGAGGCCGGAUACGGGGCCACCCGGGCCGAGUGUUUGUGCGGCACAAGGUGCCCCAGGUGAAAUUCACCUGCAGGGUGGACAACCCGUCCACAGUUGAAAUCGUUCAUGGAGCUGAUGACCAGACAGAGGGUGCCGGCUACGAUGUGUCCAUUUCAUUUAUCCAGUCUCCCGGGUCCCAGCCCAUGGGGGGCUUGGCACCAUACUACGCCAGCCAGAGGAAAGAGGUCUUCCUCCAGGCCACCCUCCAUAGCGCCAAUCCCAGCCUGAGGGUCUUUGUGGAUACCUGUGUGGCUUCUCCGGAUCCCCAUGAUUUCACAACCGUCAAGCACGAUUUGAUCCAGCAGGGGUGCAUCAAGGACAAAAGCUAUGCCAACCUCCACUCCCCGCAGAAAAACGUGGCCCAGUUCAAAUUCAACGCCUUCAGCUUUCUUGACAGCUACGACGUGAUCUAUCUGCAGUGUGAGAUUGUGGUGUGCAGAGAUGGGGACUCCUCCUCCGGCUGCUCCCAGAGCUGUGCAGGGCGGAGCAGGAGAGGAACGGGCCCCGCCGAGGCCCAGGAAAAGCAGACUGAGCGUUCUUCGGUGGUGGGGCCGCUGGCGAUCCACAGAGCGGCUGCUCAGAGCAGGACCCCGGCGUGA
Messenger RNA from Sciurus carolinensis (gray squirrel), 6003 nucleotides. Its product is annotated as deleted in malignant brain tumors 1 protein-like. The record is from RefSeq and is a predicted model, not a curated record. The transcript has 35 exons. Gene Ontology annotation, cellular component: membrane. Lineage: Eukaryota; Metazoa; Chordata; Mammalia; Rodentia; Sciuridae. The coding region runs from base 1 to 6003 and encodes 2000 amino acids.